AACUACAAAGAAUAAAGUUCGUUUAAAAGUUCUCCGGUUCCGAAAGAAGACGUCAGUGUAACCCGCUGGAAGCACAACAGGAACUCGCAAUACAGACCUUUGGUUACAGGAACCUUAUCUAUUGUGGCACCCAGAGAUCUCAUUUCUCAGCGAAAAUGAAACAGUUUGUCCUUGCCUUCGUUCUCUACACAUGCAUUUCAUAUGCCAUGGCGGACUGCACUGCAUUGGAUAACAUGCGAACCGUAGGCGCCUGCAUAGAGCAAGUGCUCCGAAAUCCGCCGUAUGAAGGCGUUGUCUUUGGAAAUCUUGAUAAGACGAACCCAGAGGAAUUGCAGCUUGGAUGCAGCAUCCUGAACGACGUAGAAGCCUGCAUCAGGACGUCACUCACGGGAGACUGUGCGCAGUAUGCGGACCUCACAGUUGAGUGGGCGAGGAAAAAUGCGGCGGACAAUGAACCAUACAUCACGGACUGUCCCUGAGAUCUGUUGCGUGCCUAUAUUUACGCGCAUGGGCGCGGAUUACGAAGACCUUUUGUUACAUCUUCCAGUGUAACAUUACCACGAAAACUACGCAUGCCCCUGUGAACUAAUAAAAAUAAAGAAAUAUGACCAACA
Ornithodoros turicata is the source of this 614-nucleotide messenger RNA. RefSeq lists its product as uncharacterized. Lineage: Eukaryota; Metazoa; Arthropoda; Arachnida; Ixodida; Argasidae. The record is from RefSeq and is a predicted model, not a curated record. The transcript is spliced from 4 exons. The coding region runs from base 156 to 479 and encodes 107 amino acids.